AUGGAGAAUGGACUGGCCCCGAACCCCUCUGUGAACCUGUGCGGCCUAAUUAAAAAAAAGGGUGCAUCCGCUCAGCGAUUGGUUCGUGGAGGAAAGAAAGCAGCACCUGAGGCUUGGCCUUGGCAAGCGGCCAUCUACGAUAACAAUGCGCAGGUGAAAGAUAUCAUUUGUGGAGGAGCUCUGAUUGGAAGCCAAUGGGUUCUCACGGCAGCACAUUGCGUCGUAGACGGCGACGACACGAUUGCAGUUCGAGAUGUGAAUGAUUUCUUUGUCUAUCUCGGCAAGCAUCAUCGAAAUAUGUCCAUGGACGAUGAAGUCGUGCAAAAGAUGAAGGUGACUCAGAUCAUGGUGCAUGACAAUUACACCGGCUUGGAGUCAGAUAUUGCUCUGAUGAAACUCCACGAUUCGGCUAAUAUCACGAAAUGGGUUCAAUUGAUCUGUCUGCCGUCCAAUGAUGAACUGUCUGAUGAAUUUUUGGAUGGUGUACGAGAUACAUUUGGCGGUCCUUACCGAGGAGAGGUUGGGGAAGAGACGCUUCAGACCGGGGAACAGAUGUAUUGA
Molecule: messenger RNA, 561 nt
Organism: Darwinula stevensoni
Lineage: Eukaryota; Metazoa; Arthropoda; Ostracoda; Podocopida; Darwinulidae
Source: the annotation of a GenBank genome assembly